ACCGAGCAGGGAGAGGAGCCUCCGCUCCUGUUUGUCGUCUUCAGCCAAGCUAGAGCACGAGCAAGGCGUGAGCUCGUUCCCCACCUCUUUUCCCCUCCAAAGCAAUCCCCAACCCUAGCUCCCUACCUCCUCUUGCCCGCCGCCGUCGCCUACUCUCCCAUCCCCUCCUCCACGAAACGCCUCUUCGGAGAAGAAAAUCACCAGGGAGUUUUCAUAUUCAGUUAUAGAGUUUCGCCUGAGAAAGAUCGCCGCCGCGCCGUCGUUCCUCGUCGCCGUUCGCCGUACUGAGCGCGGGGAUGGAGCGCCCGUGGCCUCGUCUUCCUCCUCGCUGAGUUCACGGAGCAGGAGCAACUCUGGGAUGACUUCCCCCUCCACGCCGCCGCCGUACUCGUCGCAGUCACCGACAAGUUGGUCUUCCUCCGCUCCGUCUCUGUCUUCCCCGAGAUCAAAACACGUCGCCACCAACCCCACAUUUGCUUCUUCCCGGAUAGGAUCGCGAAGUGGUGUUGUGAGAUACGGCAAGUUCUCCGGAUGUCCCUCGGCAAGCUUUAACAGGAGAAGAAUCCUGGAUGGCUACCUUACCUUGCAUGGGGUAAACUACAUUCUCAAGUUUCCUGAUCCGGAACCAGUAGAGCUCAAGGAGUCCACAGCUGAGGAGACCCUGAAGGAGGAUGCCAUGAGGUGGAGGUUCGAGCAGUACCUGAUGACCGAGCACGGCUGCAAUUACAGGACCAAGGAGAGGGUGAAGGCGUGGCUCUUUGACAUGUUCAAGAAAUGUGCUCUGGAGGUCGAGAAGCGUAAUGCGGAGGGCGGUUGGGCCUCGUUUGGGACGGACCUGUUCUGGGCCGAGACAGAGCUAGAGUUCCGUAGACGCCGUGAGGUCGAAGAUAAUUGAUGCUAGUAUGCCAUAUGGCUUACCUCCGUGGUUUUCACCGACUAGUGGUUUAUGGCGAUGAACUAGGAUGGUAGGAACUAAUCAGACAUUUGCUAGUGCUGGUGUAUCUAUAUAGCCAUGAUGGUAUGCAUCUCCUGGUUCCGCUACUGUUUGUUCUGCAUCUCUGUUUAAACAACCACUUGUUCUGAGUAGUGAACCUGGUAUGUCAACUUUACUCGCAACAAACAAUUGGUGAUGUAAAAGGAACACACAUUAUAUUUA
Messenger RNA from Lolium perenne, 1156 nucleotides. RefSeq lists its product as uncharacterized. The record is from RefSeq and is a predicted model, not a curated record. NCBI's taxonomy places the organism in Eukaryota, Viridiplantae, Streptophyta, Magnoliopsida, Poales, Poaceae.